AUGUCCUACAGCUUUCGUCUGCCAGGUUUCGCCGGGAGAGUUGUGAGAUGUGAAGCCAUUUAUGACAAAACUAUUGUUGAUGAUGAUGAGCAAGAUUCCAUGAUGUUUAGGAAUUAUGUAUUAAUCAGUGACAUGGAAACAGAUAUAGACACCUACAUAACCCUAAACCCCAUCGGCUCUGGAUCAUCAUCAUCAUCAUCAUCAUCUUCCCAUUAUAGAGAUAGUUUUCGAAGAGAUUCGAUAACCAGCGCUUCCGAAACAUUUUAUGUUGUGAAGGCAGUUGAUGAGAAUAAUGGAGGAUCAAUCUUAAAAGCACGGGAAGAAGUGAGAAGAAACAUGGCGGCUAUGGAAGGCGAGCGUCAUCACAAGAAUCUGUUGCGGAUGAAAGCUUAUUUCAUGGAUAAACCAUCUGGGAAGUUGUGCAUUGUCAUGCCUUUUCCCGGUCACUCUCUCAGAACCGUAAUGAAAAAGGCAUUUCCUGGAGGCUUUCCCGAGGAUCUUAUGCUUAGUGCUCUUAGAUCAGUUCUGGACGCUCUCGGUUUUCUUCAUACACAAUCCAUUUUCCACACGGAUAUCAACGCUGGCCAUGUUUACCUCGGCCAAAUAUUCUGUGACAUUUACGAUGUUGAUUUACAAUUUGAAUACAACUAUGAAAUCAAUUUGGGAUUUGCAGCCACGGUUUAUGAUGACGAUGAUGUUGAUGAAAUGGGAAACACGGCUCCAUAUUUGCCUGUGGCUUCCAUGUCCAAUUGGGCUGCUGCGCCAGAAGUGUAUAAUGGAAAUGGAAAGCAAGCCUACUCAGACAAGGCUGACAUUUGGCUCUUUGGGAUCACAGCUCUGGAAUUGGCUUUUGGUGGACUCAAACUCCCAAAUCGAAACGCCUUGGAGGCUAUCAUCGAUGACAUACAUCACAACAAGAAACUUCCAAUUCCGGGCAAAAAUUCGAAUAAUUACAAACAGUUUUCAGAAACAUUCACAGAUAUGGUGAUGAAAUGUUUGGCUUGGGAUUCUGAGAAGAGGCCAAGCUUUAAUGAGCUUAUGUCCCACAAUUUCUUUACACAGGACCGGGACCGCUUAGAUGGAUACUAUUUGUAUGAGGAAGUUAUGAAACAAUGGCCGUCAUCUUCAUGUUCAUCUUAA
Ipomoea triloba (trilobed morning glory) is the source of this 1140-nucleotide messenger RNA. Its product is annotated as serine/threonine-protein kinase BLUS1-like. Gene Ontology annotation, molecular function: protein serine/threonine kinase activator activity; protein kinase activity; ATP binding. Lineage: Eukaryota; Viridiplantae; Streptophyta; Magnoliopsida; Solanales; Convolvulaceae. Gene Ontology annotation, biological process: protein phosphorylation. The transcript has 3 exons. The record is from RefSeq and is a predicted model, not a curated record. Bases 1 to 1140 code for a protein of 379 amino acids.